Molecule: messenger RNA, 1044 nt
Organism: Diutina rugosa
Lineage: Eukaryota; Fungi; Ascomycota; Pichiomycetes; Serinales; Debaryomycetaceae
Gene: SAP8
Product: Sap8p
Exons: 1
Coding region: 1-1044 (347 amino acids)
Biological process (GO): proteolysis
Molecular function (GO): aspartic-type endopeptidase activity
Source: RefSeq, a predicted model, not a curated record
AUGACUAGAAGCUUUCAGCUCCUUGCUUUAUGCGCGGUAACUCUCGCGUUACCUAUUGAGAUUUCGAGUGGACAUGCAUUGCUGAGAAGGGACGCUAACACAGUUGGCAGCGAUAUAGUGAAGCCGAAUGACAAAUACCUUCUCGAAAUCAAGAUCGGCUCUAAUGGUGAAGCCUUAUAUCCUAUAGCCGAUAGCGGAUCUCUGGAAGCUUGGCUUCCUAACACAGACGAUUGGGCAGAUCUGUCACUGUCACUCGUUAACCUUGGCAUAGAAUACCAAACUACCUAUGCCAACACCGCGGUGAAAGGCUAUUACGCCAAGGACACACUUGAAAUUGGAUCAUCCGUUCUCAAUGACUUCAUAUUCGGAGUUGUUAACAAUCCCCAAGAUGCUGGCACUAACAGUGGUGGUGUAUUCGGAUUGGGGAAGAGAAAGAAUCUGGCAUAUGAUACUUUACCCUAUGCUUUGAAGGCCGCUGGAAAAAUCGAUAAAACCGUCGCCUCAAUAUACUAUCGCAACUCGGUUAGCAGAGGAAAACUCACCUUCGGGGGAUAUGAUCAAGCGAAACUUGGGUCUACUUGGCAGCUGUUCUCUUCGCCUGGUCAAUAUUGGCAGCUCCCCAUUGAAAAAAUGACAAUUGCAGACGCCGAGAUACUCUCCGACGAUAGCACUAAUUUCAUUAUUGAUUCUGGUGCUGAAAUAUCAUAUUUCCCUCGAGCUUUCCUUGACCAAUUGGCGCCUUUAUUCAAUGCCGAAAGACAAGAUAACGGGUAUUAUUUAAUGUCUUGUGACCAACCAAGUGACAAAACGUUCCUGAUAUCUGUUGGAGACAUCACUUUUGAUGUCCCCUUUAAUCAGUUCAAAUGGAUAAUAGAGGGUUUUGAUGAAUGUUACCUUGGUGCUGGCGACUCAGGUGUAUUUGGUAUGAACAUCUUCGGCAAUACAGUAUUGAGCAGUGUAUAUACACUUUUUGAUUACGAUGCUCAGGAGGUGAAAUUAGCGAAUCUCAAUGAUGUGGAUGACGAGUACAUCAUUGCCGCUUAG